Molecule: messenger RNA, 698 nt
Organism: Erythranthe guttata (spotted monkey flower)
Lineage: Eukaryota; Viridiplantae; Streptophyta; Magnoliopsida; Lamiales; Phrymaceae
Product: protein CYTOSOLIC ABA RECEPTOR KINASE 9-like
Biological process (GO): protein phosphorylation
Molecular function (GO): protein kinase activity; ATP binding
Source: RefSeq, a predicted model, not a curated record
UAUAAUCGAUAUACAAUCUUAAUAGGAGAACAGCUUCUGCUUUUGGAAUACGUACCAAACAGAAGCCUAUUCGAGCGUAUGCACACGCGCGAGGGCACACGCGCCGCCCUCUCCUGGUCCAACCGCCUCAGCAUCGCACUCGACAUCGCCUACGCACUCGACUACCUCCACUCCGUCGCCGAUCCGCCGGUGAUCCACCGCGACAUCAAAUCGUCGAACGUCCUCCUGGUCAACGACGGCCGCGCCAAGCUGGCGGACUUCGGCCUCUGCAAGCUGGGGAGCGACGCGCAGAGCUCGCACACGCCGAUCGCCGUCAAAGGAUCGCUGGGGUACGUCGACACGAGCUACCUGAGCACCGGCGUCGUCUCGCCGAAGAGCGACGUGUACAGCUACGGGGUGCUGAUUCUGGAGCUAGUCACGGGGCUGAAAUCGCUGCAGGGAUCGUUCACCCUGGCGGAGUGGACGGAGGAGCGCCGCAGAAGUGACGAUUUGGGGGUUCUGAUGGGGAUUUUGGACCCUAAUUUGAAGAAUGAUGUGAAUGUUGAGCAAUUUAGGGUUUUGAUUGAGGUGGCGAAUAUGGCUCUGGUUUGUAACUCGGAAGCGAGGCCUGAUAUGACUCAGAUUGCUUACAGGAUUUCGAGUUGUAUGCAAACUCAACUCCGAUCUGAGUUGCCUGUUUAAACUCGCACGUAGGCAAC